Molecule: messenger RNA, 2371 nt
Organism: Pangasianodon hypophthalmus (striped catfish)
Lineage: Eukaryota; Metazoa; Chordata; Actinopteri; Siluriformes; Pangasiidae
Gene: chpt1
Product: choline phosphotransferase 1
Exons: 8
Coding region: 342-1490 (382 amino acids)
Biological process (GO): phospholipid biosynthetic process
Cellular component (GO): endoplasmic reticulum membrane; Golgi apparatus
Molecular function (GO): diacylglycerol cholinephosphotransferase activity
Source: RefSeq, a predicted model, not a curated record
AGCUCCGAAGCAGCAGAGUGAGUCUGAAGCAGGAGAGUGAGACUGAAGCAGGAGAGUGAGUCUGAAGCAGGAGAGGAAGGUUGAAGCAGCAGAGGAAGGUUGAAGCAGCAGAGGAAGGUUGAAGCAGCAGAGGAAGGUUGGGACUAACUGAAGGUUCCGCUCAUGAAAAUGACUUUGACACGCAGUUGACGCGGCAGGCGCCUGGUUUCGGUCGCCGCUCGGGUGGAGAUAAAAAGAGCAGAGAAGGUGUUCCGGUGUCUGGGUGUCGGUGUGUGUGUAUGUGUGUGUGAGUGAGAGAGAGAGAGUGUGUGUGAGAGUGUGUGUGUGUGAGAGAGUCGGCGAUGCGCCGCUGCGUGUGGCCCGAGCCGCUGUCCCCGGCGCAGCUGAAGCGGCUGGAGGAGCACAAGUACAGCGCCGCGGGUCGCUCCUUACUGGAGCCUCCGUGUCAGAUAUACUGGAACUGGUUAGUGCAGCAGAUCCCGACGUGGCUCGCGCCGAACACGCUGACCAUCACGGGUCUCAUUAUCAACGUGUUGACGACCAUCAUCCUGGUGUUUUACUGCCCCACUGCCACAGAGGAGGCUCCAUCAUGGGCUUUUUUUCUCAGCGCAUUAGGUCUCUUUAUCUACCAGUCACUAGACGCUAUUGAUGGGAAACAAGCCCGGCGGACCAAUAGCAGCUCGGCUCUGGGAGAACUCUUUGACCAUGGCUGUGAUGCAGUCUCUACAGUUUUUGUGGCUGUGGGAACAUGUAUAUGUGCUGGCAUUGGCAGUUACCCUAACUGGAUGUUUUUCUGCGGCUUUGUGGGCAUGUUCAUGUUCUUCUGCGCACACUGGCAGACCUAUGUGUCUGGGACACUACGCUUUGGCAUUGUUGAUGUGACUGAGGUCCAGAUCGCCAUUAUAAUCAUGUACCUGAUGUCCACCUUCGGGGGAGUAAGCCUUUGGGAGACUACGUUGCCGGUGCUUGGCAUUAAAUUGCAAACGUUCCCGAUCCUGGGCAUCAUCGGGGGAUUUCUGUUGUCAACCUACAACUACUUCUUGGUCAUCCUGAGCGGCGGCGUGGGCAAAAACGGCUCCACCGUGGCAGACACCAGUGUGUUGUCUCCUGGCCUGCACAUAGGCCUCAUCCUUACCCUGGCCUUCAUCAUCUUUAAGAAGUCCUCCAGCCAGCUGUUUGAACAUCAUCCCUGUCUCUACAUCCUCACCUUCGGCAUGGUCAUCGCCAAGAUUUCCAACAAACUGGUGGUUGCUCACAUGACCAGGAGCGAGCUUCAUCUCAGUGACACAGCCUUCAUCGGCCCCAGCCUCCUCUUCCUCAAUCAAUACUUCAACAGCUUUAUUAAUGAAUAUAUUGUCCUCUGGAUUGCUUUGACCCUGUCUGUGGUGGACCUGACACGUUACUGCACAGGUGUAUGUCUGCAGAUCGCCUCCCACCUGCACAUCCGAGUGUUCAGCAUCACUCCACAAGGCCACGCCCACAGAGACUGACAAUUUGCCCGGCGGGAGGAGGAGGCGGGGCCAAGCGAAGAUGCUGCCCCGCUUCUCAAACCAGAGCAGGAGAACCAAACCCACAGCAGCCUUGACAGUGUUGAGACCAUUAACUAAGACACCUGAACUGAAGCAUUUACACUCGGCCAGUUUUGAGUUUGCCAAACCACUGGAUAAGAAUCAUACAUGCAGAUACAGAAAACACACCUGGGUGCUAUCUUCUGCCUGUCUGGAAACAGAGCAAUGCAUCACAAUUUGAAUAACUGAAAACUCACCAAAUUCAUUCUGUUUAUUCAGUUCAUGGAUUUAAGAACGUUAUAAAAUCCAAAUUACUUUUUUUAAAACUUUAAUGAAGUGCCAAUGUAAACUCACCAUUGUACACCAUCUGCAGUGUUUCCAUUCUGUAAUCGCGCACUCAUAUUCUCUCCACUGGACCAUUUCUUAUGUAUUUUAUAUCCAAAAAGAGAAAUAACACUAACAUUCCAACAUUUCCAUCAAUUUCCCAAACAGUUUGUCGUUUAAUUCAUAUCCCUAAAGCAAAUUCUAAAAAGAAAAAUGUCAUGUGAUUGUUCAGUGAUUACAGUAUUCGUAUUUAUUAUAUAAUUGAACUGGAUUGAGUGUGAAAUGAAGUCAGGUCUUGGAUGAAAGAGACGUAAUUGUCAGGGACUAUGGGUAUACUGGGACCAGGAUCGUGUUUGUGCUAAAAACAGGACGCUCCCCAGCCUACAUCUCCAUCGCCUACCUGUGUGAACUGAUGGACUGUGGAUAGGGACGACAGACUGUCCUGUGUGAUGAUGCACUCUCACUACACUGCCUGCUUUGAAUAUCUCCUCCCAAAGGGCUAAUCGUACAAAUAAAUUUUAAGUGAUUUGUGUAAUAAA